This is a messenger RNA of Racocetra fulgida, 381 nucleotides long. NCBI's taxonomy places the organism in Eukaryota, Fungi, Glomeromycota, Glomeromycetes, Diversisporales, Gigasporaceae. The record is from the annotation of a GenBank genome assembly.
AUGAACGAUUAUCCAACCAUGUAUGAUCUUCCUGUAUCUUUUGCAUUUGGUGUUUUCAUAGCCUCCAUUCAAGACCUGAGCACCCCUAAUGAGUUGUAUAAUGGUGUAACAGCAUCACAAUUAACAAUGUCUGUGUUAUAUAAGUAUGAACCUAGAGAUGAAAUAAAUGAAGAUUCACAAGAAGAAAGCUCAUCGCAAGCCAAAAAAUUAAAGACCACCAUAACUGAAGCUAGAGUCAACGAUGACUCAGACAAUUUUCUAACUGAUGACCAGUAUACAGACGAAGAAGAACCAGCUAAAGAAGUACACUCACCCCAAGAAAAACUAGAAGCACAAAAAAAAUUCAUUAAUCUAAUAAUUUACUUUCAUGAAUAUUCAUAA